Messenger RNA from Durusdinium trenchii, 1455 nucleotides. Lineage: Eukaryota; Dinophyceae; Suessiales; Symbiodiniaceae. The record is from the annotation of a GenBank genome assembly.
CAAACGGUUGAGCAAAGUUGGCACUGCGUCCACUCAGCCCAUUUUUCCCCAUGUUUUUUCCGCAAGCUCCAAAUCUAGAUUUGGGAACUCCACAAACAGGACCAGGCCUUCCUUCAGCGGCUACUAGCGAUGCACAGACUACACCUGGUCUUGCCAAUGGAUCUUCCCCGCCUUUGGGCAGUGGCUUGUUCCCAAGCCCAAGUCUAAACCUAGCUCCGGCUCCUUCCCCAGAAGGGGUCCCGCCGCCUCGGCCGGCUCCUUCCGGUAUGGCUUUGCCUCCGGGUGCUCCGCCCGGAGCUCCGCCGGGAGUGGCCCUUCCUGCGGCUCCGCCUGGAGUUGCGCCACCGGGUGUGGCACCUCCGGGAGUGGCCUUGCCAUCUGGUGCCCCAACUAGAGAACCUCAAGGCCAGCCAAGCUGGAUGACUGGAGGGCCUCCGACUGGUAUGCCACAACCAGCUGGGCAAUCGGCUCCAGUAUCCAGCCCAUUUGCAGAAAGCAAACCGUUGUCCAGCGCUUGGUUGGUCUGCAGAUUCGACAGCCUGGAUGACGGGAGGGCCUCCAGCUGCCCUGUCACAACCAGCUGGGCACUCCGCUCCUGCAUCUAGCCCAUUUGCUGAAAGCAAGCCGUUGUCCAGCCCUUCUUGAGUCAAGCUGCAGAUCCAACAGCCUGGAUGACUGGAGGGCCUCCGACUGGUAUGCCACAACCAGCUGGGCACUCUGCUCCUGCAUCUAGCCCAUUUGCAGAAAGCACGCGGUUGUCCACCCCUUGCCCAAACAGGUUCAACAGCCUGGAUGACUGGAGGGCCUCCGGCUGGCAUGUCGCUACCAGCUGGGCAAUCGGCUCCAGCAUCCAGCCCAUUUGCAGAAAGCAAGCCGUUGUCCAGCCCUUUACACAUUUUUGCAGAUUCCAAAGCUUCUAUGGCUUCAGCGCCGAUAGCGGAGCAACCGUGUCCAGCAUCCAGCCUUUUGGUGGAAAGCAAGCCGCAGUUCAGCCCCCCUGCAGGGCCGCAAGGCCCAGCAACUUCAUCCAGCUCAAGAGGAGUUCUUGCUUUCAGCGCUGAUGGCAAGAUGCUACGAGCUGGUUUGAAUGGGGAUGCGAAGGAGUACAGUGUGCAGGACUUACUGAAGUCAAAUGCAGGGGUUUGGAUGCAGAACUUGGAGUCUUUCCCCGGACCCUUUGGAGGAGUGGAUGGACACACAACCGAGGUACUUCUUGAGUACUUGGAGAAAAUGGCUACGAGGCUUGAUGAUGGUGAUGCCCAGUGCUGCACUUUAGAAUCAGCGGCUGCAUUUCCUGAGUCAGCAGCGACAGCCUGCCGUUUUCUUUGCUGCCUGGUGCGAGCAAACGGUGAUGUGCAGUCCAGCGAAUUCUGGCAGCACUUUUCCCCUGUCCUCGCAAGACGAGCGCAAGCGAUGCGGCGCGAUAGAGAGACAAGCGAUCUUCGAAAAUUUUGU